CACAUAUCUCUCUCUCUCUCUCUCUCCCUUCGCACUACAAAGCCUCACAGCUCACUACAUCGUUCCCUCCAAACCCUUGCUCUAGUUUCCUAGAGUGAGAAAAAAGAAAAAAACAACAAUGGCCGACAAGGAAAACAGCGUGCGGGUCACGCGCUCAGGGAGGAAGAGGGCGGCGCCGGAGCCUCCCCAUCCCGCCACCAUGAAGAGGGUGGCGUUGGGUGAGAUUCCGAACAGGUCGAAUAUUCCGGCGACGAGGGAUCUGGGUUCCGAGCCGCAGCCGAAGCCGAAAAGAAAUGUGAAGAAGAAGGGGAGGAAGGAGGUGACUAGUACGAAUGUUGAGGCGAAGAAAUUGGAAGAUCCCCAAAUGAGUGAGCCUUUUGAGUCUGAGAUGUAUGAGUAUCUUCAUAAUAUGGAGAUGGAGGUCAAGAGGAGACCAUUACCAGAUUACUUUGUGAAGGUCCAGAAAGAUGUUACCCCUACAAUGAGAGGGAUUUUGGUGGAUUGGUUAGUGGAAGUUGCAGAGGAGUACAAGCUUCUCUCUGAUACUCUCUAUCUAUCCAUAUCUUACAUUGAUAGAUUUUUGUCCGUGAAUUCUCUCGACCGGCAGAAGCUUCAGUUGCUAGGGGUUUCUUCGAUGCUCAUUGCAUCAAAGUAUGAGGAGAUUAGUCCUCCAAAAGUGGGAGAUUUCUGCUACAUAACAAACAACACAUAUACAAAGAAAGAGGUGGUAAAAAUGGAAGCUGAUAUACUUGGGUAUCUAAAGUUCGAAAUCGGCAGUGCCACAAUUAAGACAUUUCUCAGAAUACUCAUAAAAAUUGCUCAAGAAAGUUACAAAACUCCCAACUUGAAGUUGGAGUUCUUGUGCUAUUACCUAUCAGAGUUGAGUUUGUUGGACUAUGGCUGUGUGAAAUACUUACCAUCUUUGGUGGCUGCAUCCGUCAUAUUUCUUUCGAGAUUCACAAUCCAAUCAAAGUUACAUCCUUGGACUUCAUCCCUGCAGCAUUUUUCUGGAUACAAACCGGCAGACUUGAAGGAAUGCAUUCUUAGUAUACAUGAUUUGCAAUUAAGCAAAAGGGCAAGUUCUUUGGUGGCAGUAAGAGAGAAAUACAAGCAACAUCAGUUCAAAUGUGUGUCCAAAUUGUCUUCUCCUCCGGAGAUACCAAAUUCUUAUUUCGAAGAUGUUAAAGAAUCAUAGUUGGAGUUAGAUAUUGAGAAGAUGAAGAGAAGAUUAUGCAUGUGGAUAAAGCUUGAGAAUGAUCUUACAGCAGAAAAUUGCCUCAUGUUCCAUCGGUAAAUCCAGCUUCAAAGAAGGGAAAAUAGUUUCCUCGUAGGAAUUCUUAUACCAGAAGGUUAGCUUGUUCACCUGGUCUAUCCUAUUAGGUUGUUUUGAGUUUUGUUGUGAUCAAAAUGUGCUGGAAGCCAUAUUUCUCCAUGGCAAGUUUUGUGUGUUACAUUAGGCUAGUAAGUACGGAUUAUGUUGAUGUACAUAGCUAGUAGAAGAAUUUUGAAGUAUGCCCUUUCGGUAUUUUGCGUUUCAAUUUACGCUUUUGAACCGGCAGUCAUCAUCCGGUGGUAGAAUGGAACUGAUCUUGAGUGCAAUCAUGAUUCAACAUAAAUAUCCUACCUAGUUAAUGGUUACCUGGUCGUUUGUAUUGAGCUCUGC
Rhododendron vialii is the source of this 1663-nucleotide messenger RNA. Its product is annotated as G2/mitotic-specific cyclin C13-1-like. The record is from RefSeq and is a predicted model, not a curated record. Gene Ontology annotation, biological process: mitotic cell cycle phase transition; regulation of cyclin-dependent protein serine/threonine kinase activity. The transcript is spliced from 7 exons. Gene Ontology annotation, cellular component: cytoplasm; nucleus; cyclin-dependent protein kinase holoenzyme complex. NCBI's taxonomy places the organism in Eukaryota, Viridiplantae, Streptophyta, Magnoliopsida, Ericales, Ericaceae. Bases 119 to 1195 code for a protein of 358 amino acids. Gene Ontology annotation, molecular function: cyclin-dependent protein serine/threonine kinase regulator activity.